CCGAUGUCAACAAGUGGCGGCACGUAGCACCUGUGGUGGUGGGCUCUGGUGGCACCACCCACCCUCGUAUUUGUCUCCGCUCCGAUUGCCUUAGAGCAUGCAAGGCACAUAUGCGGCAUUUGCAAGCUGGUUGGGACGGCGUUGCCUGGAGUUGGCGCGCCCAGGCCCCACCACGAAGUUUACGUCUGCAUGGUGCCCACUCUGUGAAAGUUAAUGCGGCUAAGGUUUCGAUAUCAUCAGGUGCGCACUAUCAGAAACUACUGCGGCGAUUGGGAAAAGAAAUACUUGGGGAGCCACUUUGUGUCGCGGUCAAGCCUCAGUUGUAAAACGGGUGUAACUGACAAUCCCUGGACUCCAGGGCUGAUCCCUUCAGGUACUAGCACACCCCGAUAGCAAAUCGCUGGUGACAGCACACGGCCGUGCCGGAUAACUGUGGACAGGCCCAGACGCCCAUCUUGCUAGGUCCCCGCAUCCAUAAUAACGAUCGGCG
Suhomyces tanzawaensis NRRL Y-17324 is the source of this 490-nucleotide messenger RNA. RefSeq lists its product as uncharacterized. Bases 111 to 326 code for a protein of 71 amino acids. The record is from RefSeq and is a predicted model, not a curated record. The transcript has a single exon. Lineage: Eukaryota; Fungi; Ascomycota; Pichiomycetes; Serinales; Debaryomycetaceae.